CAGAAGUGAAAGAUUACUGUUUUUCGCUGGCACUGUUUUCUUGAAAUGGCUGUCAGUCCUACAGCAGAACAAACAUGUCCACCUCCAAUGAAGGCUACAUCAAAUGGCAUCUUCCAGGGUGAUAACCCGCUUGAUUUUGAGCUUCCUCUUCUCAUUUUACAGAUAUGCCUGGUAAUUGUUCUCACACGGGGUCUUGCUUUUCUUCUGAGGCCCCUGAGACAGCCACGUGUUAUCGCAGAGAUCAUUGGAGGAGUUAUACUUGGGCCAUCAGUUCUGGGUCGAAAUAAGCAGUAUUUGCAAGUUGUAUUUCCACCUAAAAGUCUCACAGUUUUAGAUACUCUGGCAAACCUAGGCCUCAUUUUCUUUUUAUUUCUUGCUGGCCUAGAAUUAGAUCCGAGAUCGCUUUGCCGUACUGGAAAGCAGGCACUUUGUAUUGCUAUUGCUGGAAUUAGUCUCCCUUUUGCAUUAGGAAUUGGUUCUUCAUUUAUCCUCAAGGCAACCAUAUCCAAGGGUUUAGGUGGUGCCUCAUUUCUUGUGUUCAUGGGUGUGGCACUUUCAAUUACUGCCUUCCCUGUCUUAGCUCGUAUCUUGGCUGAAUUGAAGCUUCUAACCACAGAUGUUGGCAGAAUGGCUAUGUCAGCUGCAGCUGUCAAUGAUGUAGCUGCAUGGAUUCUGCUUGCUCUUGCGGUUGCCUUAUCUGGGUCCAAUCAUUCUCCCCUUGUUUCAUUAUGGGUCUUCUUGGGUGGCUGCAUUUUUGUAAUCUGUUCAAUUAUCAUCAUUCCCCCAGUGUUCAGAUGGAUGUCUAAAAGAUGCCAUGAAGGUGAGCCAGUUGGAGAGAUGUAUAUUUGUGCUACCUUGGGUGUUGUUCUGGCUGCUGGGUUUGUAACUGAUGCAAUCGGAAUUCAUGCGAUGUUUGGUGCAUUUGUCAUUGGAGUUCUCAUCCCAAAGGAAGGACCAUUUGCUGGUGCUCUUGUGGAGAAAGUUGAGGAUCUCGUAUCUGGUCUGUUCCUGCCAUUGUACUUCGUGUCUAGUGGACUGAAGACAAAUAUUGCUUCAGUUAAAGGGCUCCAGUCCUGGGGUCUUCUGGUUCUUGUCAUUUUCACAGCAUGUUUCGGGAAGAUUGUUGGCACUGUUGUUGUGACUCUUUCUUGCAAAGUGCCUCUUCGUGAGGCUGUAGCAUUGGGGUUCCUCAUGAAUACUAAGGGAUUGGUGGAACUCAUUGUUCUGAACAUUGGUAAAGAUAGAAAGGUUCUCAAUGAUCAGACUUUUGCUAUUAUGAUAUUAAUGGCUCUUUUUACAACCUUCAUAACAACUCCAGCCGUCAUGGCUGCAUAUAAGCCAGCAAGAAGAGCAAAGAGAUCAGAUGACUACAAGCACAGGACUAUUGAAAGGAAAAAUCCGGAAAGUCAACUUCGACUCCUUGCCUGUUUCCAUAGUGCCAGAAACAUCCCAACAAUAAUAAAUCCUGAGGUUUCACGAGGAAUUGUGAAGCAUGAUGGACUUUGUGCAUAUGUGAUGCACCUCAUGGAGCUCUCUGAAAGGUCCUCAGCUAUAUUAAAGGUCCAUAAUGUGAGGAAAAAUGGGUUACCUUUCUGGAAUAAGAACCGACCCAAUCAUGUAGUUGUUGCAUUUGAGGCUUUUCAGCAAUUGAGCCAGGUUUCUGUCCGUCCUAUGACUGCCAUCUCUUCAAUGUCUGACAUACACGAGGACAUUUGUACCAGUGCUGAGUUGAAGAGGGCAGCAAUUAUAAUUCUUCCAUUUCACAAGCAUCAGAGACUGGAUGGUUCCUUGGAGACUACUAGAACUGACUUUCGCUGGGUUAACCAGAGGGUUCUUGAGCAUGCAUCAUGUUCUGUUGGAAUUCUAGUUGAUCGUGGUCUGGGUGGAACUUCUCAGGUAACUGCAAGCAACGUUUCUUAUAACAUUACAGCCCUUUUCUUUGGUGGUCAUGAUGACAGGGAAGCACUUGCUUAUGGGGCUCGAAUGGCUGAGCACCCAGGUGUUACUUUGACUUUCAUUCACUUCUUAAUUGGAUCUACGAGUGUAGGAGAGAUCGUAAGAGUAGACACUGAUGAUGGCAAUUCAACGAGCCAGUUGGGAUUGUCAGACUCGGACUUCCUUAAUCAGUUUAAGCAGAAGGCAUCAGCUGAGAAUUCAAUAUUUUAUGAAGAGAAGGUUGUUGGAAAUGCAGCGGAAACCAUUGGCGUGAUUCGUGAGGUAAGUCGGUGCAAUCUUUUCUUGGUGGGUCGAAUGCCUGAAGGUGAAGUAGCCUUAGCUCUAAGUGGGAGGAACGAAUACCCUGAACUGGGCCCUGUUGGGAGUUUAUUGGCUUCUUGUGAUUUCUCAACAACGGCAUCAGUGUUGGUGAUCCAACGAUACAAAGGAAAUAGAAGGUUGGAUUUGAUUUCAGUAAGUCUAGAAUGAAAAUUACUGGUAAGAGUCUUUGGUAGUUGUGAAAAGUAGAAAGAAGUUUUUAAGUUUUCUGAUACACGGCUUCAGGGAUAGCCUCUUUGUAAACUUUAGUUUGUUUUUUUGAAGGAUGGUAAUUCUGGUUUGGAUUUUUUUUUUUUUUUUUUUAAUCUUUCUCAUCCCUGUGGAAAUUAUGAAAUUGAAGUUAGGAUGUAAUAAAUAAUAACCAGGUUUUGGUGGGGCUGCUGCA
Carica papaya (papaya) is the source of this 2659-nucleotide messenger RNA. NCBI's taxonomy places the organism in Eukaryota, Viridiplantae, Streptophyta, Magnoliopsida, Brassicales, Caricaceae. The record is from RefSeq and is a predicted model, not a curated record.